Caenorhabditis remanei is the source of this 1869-nucleotide messenger RNA. RefSeq lists its product as uncharacterized. Bases 1 to 1869 code for a protein of 622 amino acids. The record is from RefSeq and is a predicted model, not a curated record. NCBI's taxonomy places the organism in Eukaryota, Metazoa, Nematoda, Chromadorea, Rhabditida, Rhabditidae. The transcript is spliced from 12 exons.
AUGCUAAUACUUCUUUGGCUCACUACGAGACAAAUAUUGGAUAGUCAUUUGACGGAUAAAAUUUGCCGAUUCAUCAAUACAAUUAGUCCUCCUCUUCGUGAUUUAGUGGGAACACAGUUUCCUGCUCUGUUCACGAUGAAAUUUCACGUCUUUAUCGAUCACAUGGCUCCAUCAAUAAGUUACCAUGGAAGUCCCUUGUUAUCCAGUGCAGCUCCGUUCGAGCGAUUGAACCAAACAAUGGGAAGAAGCUCAAACGCUUAUACCACCCGGACUCUACUUAACAUUUCCAAUAGAUUUUUAGCUAUGAGAAGAGCUGGCCAACACUGUAUAGAUGUUUCUGACUUGAAGAAUUUACAUCCGCCUGCGACAAUGAGUGCUCUUUGCAUUGAAUCAAGUUUGAAUCAUGUCGGUGGAAAGGAAGAAAAAGUACCGUUGAGUGAGAAAGAAAAGCUAUUCUUAAUACAAUUUCCUCCAGAUGAACUAGUGUUCAGCAUCGACAUCGAGCCGACUACCUCUGAAAAAAACCAAAAGCAACUCGGAAAUAAUAAGAAACAGUUCAUUUACAACAAUCCAGAAGCAGUUCAACAGAAGUAUCCAUACAUGAAACCCUAUCCCAAAACAGAGUUCCAUGAAUCAGAGGAUGAUGAAGAAUCCAGCGGCGAUGAAAACGAACUUAUGCAAUCCGGAGCUGAUACGCGAAAGAGAUAUGAUCAAGAAAGAUUUCAUGAGAGAGAAUCGAUGGAUAUGGACGAUUACAGCGACAGUGAUCCCACUCCAUCGAUUUACCGCCAGAAGACGAAACAAAGAAUUGAAACGAAUGAAAGUUUCAGUCUUCGAAAACAUUUGAAUGACAGUGAAAGACGAACGUCGUCAAUUGAUAUUCUCAAAGAAGCGAUCGAUUCGGGAAGUGUUUUGGAGAUCGGUACCACAAUUAGAGAAGGUUUUCGUAACAAUACUCUAUCGGAAAUUCAAAUUGAGGAAGUAUGUAAAUCUACUAGAAAGCCGAACAUUUCCCUUCUCCAGUUUCACAGAGAACUCGAAACUUGUGACGUCGACCAUCAUAAUUCAAUUAGUAUGGGUCAGAUGUUUUUGACAAAAUGGGCGAUGACGGAAAGCCACGAUAUCAACAAGCUAAAGGCAUCAGUAUCAUCUCUAGCCUCAUCGUUUUCCGAACAAACAAAACUAGGAACUUUAUCAAAAAGGACUCUCGAAACUGAACAUGUCAUUCCAUCCUCGGGAAAAUUCCCGCGAAUGGACUUGGUCAGUGUCUAUAAUAAGAGCAGUCUCGUUGGAGAUACCGCGUUCUCUCAGAUGACAUUCUUCUUGACACGUGUAUUCAAAUCGAUUCUCAAUCCAUCUUAUGAAAUUUGGUUCUACACGUAUAGACCAAAAUGCGUUCGUCCAGCAGACAAACAUUUCUCAAUGUUUCCAGAAUGCAUUGCCGACUCGCUCAUUGAUUUCGCCUAUGACGCGAUCGGCGUUCAUCUCCCCAACCAUCUUCUCCAUGGUGAAGUGGACGCAGAAGGCGAGUUCGUCAAAAAAAUGAAACUUACCGACAAACUGAGCGAAAUACAGAGAAGACGCAAAGAUCGAGAAAUGAUCUCGGAUACUAUGAAAUCAGCUAUUGGCCAAAUGUUAAACUACCUUCGAGACUACCAUUUUAAUAUCGAAACCGGAGACUUGGAUAACUGUAGACUAAGAAGCAUGUGUCGCACUCAUCUUACAUGGAAGGACUUGAAAGCUUUUCGAGACCAAGCCAGAGAAAACAGUAAUGAUCCGGAAUCUUUUAAUGUAGAAGACGUGGUUGGAUUUGCAUCGAAAAACAACAAGGCUUCCAAGAACACUUCGAAUGGACAUGAUCAAGGAUAA